CACACAACUAACUUUUCCAUUGUCUUCCAACAUCUUCGUCCAUUCAGGCUGCUGAGAUUUCCGACACACACCAAUCUAUUAACGGCCUCCUGUAGAGAUGUCUGCACCAGGUUUCUCAUUUUUCUCAACCUCCCCCGCGUCCUCUAUGCGGUGGGACAAUCUCAAAAUGAACCUUUCACCAAGCAUCCAGCAUCAUGUCCGCAACGUCUAUACGAAUCUGGCGGUCAUGCUCGCUAUAUCCUCUCUAGGUGCUUAUCUGAAUAUGUCUGGGAUUAUCAGAGGGGGAACUUGGAGCUUGGUUGGGUGUAUGGGCACACUGAUUGCAUUUUCCUUAACGCCGCCUAAUCCAAGUAACGAGAAUUGGAGAAAGUAUCUCUUAUACGGGUUCGCCUUGUCCAAAGGUCUAUCGCUUGGUCCUCUACUUUCGUUCUCCCUAUACGUUAACCCUGGGACUGUCUUCACUGCUCUUCUGGGCACUUGUCUGAUCUUUGCCUGCUUCAGUUUAAGUGUGCUGACCGCUCCAAGUCGAAAUGUUUUGUACACCCGCGGCCUGCUUUCCACUGCGGCAAUGCUACUGGCGGGGCUUGGUCUUUUGAAUAUCUUUGUGGGCUCAAAAGCGAUUUUUAAUGUAGAGCUAUAUCUUGGCCUGAUGGUAUUUGCUGGUUAUGUAGUGUAUGAUACGCAGCUGAUGAUUGCAAAGGCCGAAUUAGGGUCCAGAGAUUAUCUUCGCCAUUCGAUGGAACUAUAUGUGGAUUUAGUAGCAAUAUUUGUUAGAGUUCUAUUAAUUCUCAACAAAAGAGCAGAAGAGAAGGACAAACGUAAGCGGAACGAGAAGCGGAGGUGAAGGGCGGGUCUCGACAUUGACGUAGUGAAUGGAAACAAACGUAGUGGCUAGCGUUCCAUGUUUAGAUGAUUUAUUGGAUUUUAAUUUUAACAAGCUUAACUUCCAGGUCA
Molecule: messenger RNA, 954 nt
Organism: Spizellomyces punctatus DAOM BR117
Lineage: Eukaryota; Fungi; Chytridiomycota; Chytridiomycetes; Spizellomycetales; Spizellomycetaceae
Exons: 4
Coding region: 98-844 (248 amino acids)
Cellular component (GO): membrane
Source: RefSeq, a predicted model, not a curated record